CACACUCCACCUGAGGAUCUUAAGAGAGCACCACUCAAUGUCUGAGUUUUAAAAAACAUAUUUUAUCUCAGGAUUUGCUCUCCUAAAUAUCGAUGGAUCCCACAGUGCUGCUGAAUCGGGCUGUCGCCUCACAUGCUGACCUUCUGUUGGGGACGACAACUCAGAGCUGCUCUGAGAACAACCUGAGGUUUAUCUGUGAGCUGCAGCCUGGUCCCCCACAGGAGUCCGUUGAUGAGGAUUACAAUGUCAAUAUGGAUUGCGAGUCAGUCUCAGUCAUCCUCCCUGCGCAGUGCAGUGUCUACCAGCUGCGGCUACGCAUCUGUAUGCAGGCACAAGAACAAAACUGCCACCCAGACCCACUUGCAAUACUGGAUCCAGAGAAAUACACUCUGCUAUAUGCCAGGGGGGAAGACUGGUAUGAGGCCUACGAUGACUGUCAGGUUAUCAGGACGCUUGACAUUUCAUGGUCAUGUGACGACUCUGGGCGUCUGUUGGCGCACAUGGUGGUAAAACCACUUGUGGUAGUUGAUUCAGAGGAGAGGAAGAAACAGCAGCAGUGUCUGGCUUACCUGAUUGGACACGACCUGGAGAAAGAAGCGCCUGACAGGCUCGGUGAGCUCACAUUCACCCGCAGGAAACUGGCAUCUCCUAGGAGGCAAGAACUGAGGCAUCGGAAUGAUGUGUUGUACGCUACAGAGCCUUGGAUCACACACGCCCCCAUUUCAACUGACCUGCAGGACCAGAUAAACAGGAAGCUCCCUGUAGCCCUCCAUUACAUGAACAAGAUCAGCUUCAGCAUACAGGUGGAUUUUAGCACAACUCCAAAUCUUCUUCUGAAGGUUUUUAAAAGGGUGAUGGCAGACGAGAAGGUUGAUUAUGACACUUCGGAAAAAUUGGUGUUGAAGGUCACCGGGAGAGAGGAGUUUUUAUCUGGAGAUUUCCCCCUGAGCAAUUUCCUCUGGGUUCGACAGUGCAUGAAAACCAUUCAAGACCUCCACCUCUCUGUGGUCCCCGUGUCGCAGCUCGCCGAUGAGUCCGUCAAGUUUGUGGACUGGCCCCUGGUCGAUGAUUCCAGUGGCGAGUUCAGCUCCCAUGAUGAUCUUCGCCUUGACGGGAAGGAUUUGGACGAUAUCUUUAUGAUCUCCUUGUGGGACUGCAACAGAAGACUCCGAGUGAAAUUGCUUGGCUUUGACAUCCCAAAACUUCCAAGCAAAUGCCCUCAGUGUGUUUAUGUUACAGCAUCCAUACUCUACGGUAACAAGGUUCUCUCUUCAGUGUCCUCAGCUCCAAAGGCGUUCGCAGAUGAAGUGCUGUGGAAUGAGUGGCUGGACUUCGAUGUUAUUCUCAGGGAUCUGCCACGUGGAGCCAAGUUGGGUUUCACUAUUAAUUCAAGUGGUGGUGACAAUUCCCCAGACCGUAAGCCCUCAGUCAACAAAACAUCAGACCUGCAGAAAAGGAAGGGGAAGACCCAGUGGGAUCCAUAUCACAGUUAAAAAGAAG
This is a messenger RNA of Plectropomus leopardus (leopard coralgrouper), 1500 nucleotides long. Lineage: Eukaryota; Metazoa; Chordata; Actinopteri; Perciformes; Serranidae. The record is from RefSeq and is a predicted model, not a curated record.